AUGGCGAAAACGUACCCCGUGCUGCCGCGCGGCUCGGUUUGUGUCAUCGUCGCCCCGGGCGAUAUCGCCAGCCUCGCGAAGAGCGCCCGACACAACCAUUUCAAGAGGUUCCAGAUACACAAGUUCUCGGAGCAUGUUGGCAACGUCGGCCGCCUCCCGUUUCAGAACCGCGUCGGCCACUCGGUGAAGAACAUGCUCAAGAGCGGCGCCGAGAAGGCCGGCCCGCUGCGGUCCGCGCUGGAUUUGGUGCAGCCCAUCAACUCGGCCUUUCGCGAGCACUCCACCUGGAAGAUCGACAUGCGCGCCGUGGAUAGCGUCUUCCAGGGGCGCCGCCAGGGGUGGAACCGCGGCUACCCGGCCGCCCAGAAGAUCUUCCAGGGCAACAGCAGCACUGUCAUGCGCCGCGUCGUGCAGAUGCAGCACUCAUACCUGUACGGCGGCGCGAGCGGCAUCAAGCCGCUCGUUAGCAUCCGCAAGGACCUCAUGGAGGUCACGGGAAACCUGCUUGACGGCUCCGACUUUCUCGAGCUCAUGGAGUACGGAAUCCGCCGCGGAAAGCCACGUACCUUCACUUAUGUCCUCAUGCCCGAGCGCCUCUACAUGGCGGAGACAGGCGCCAAGUUCUUCAUCAACAUGAUGUCCAAGCACGCCAUGCAUUGCUCCGCGUCGCCAGAGGUCGUCUACGCGGGCGAGCUCCACUUUCGCCGCGCCCCCAUCGGCUCGGGAGAGCCCCUGUACACGCUAGUGCUCGACAACAACUCUGGCACGUAUACCCCAGACAAGUUCGACCUGCCGCUCGUUGUCGAGGUCUUCCGCCGCAACUUUACAGGCCUCGACGUCGUCGGCCUGCACUAUAAGGACCCGUUGUUGAAGCGCUACCUGUCAGAACUGCCGUGGGGCACGGGCGAGAGCGGGUCGAUGGACGCGAACACUAGCUACCGGUAGUACGCCGCAGGGUUCGGACGCGCGGGGUGCCGCAUAUUAUUACUAUUAUUGACAGGGUGGCGCGGCGCGUCCUCGUCUUUACGUGGUGGAGGGUAGAGAUUAGACGUCGGUCCAAUGUUUCGGGUUGAGAUAACCGUCUUCAAGACGAGUUUACCUGACACAUCCCUGCCAAGGGCCGAGGAGUUUGUUCUCAUCUGUUUAUAGACACAUGUUUCUCUCGUGACAUUACAGAUUUUUGCUGAGAUUUUCAUAUUCACGUCCAGCGCUCUUC
Molecule: messenger RNA, 1216 nt
Organism: Chondrus crispus (carragheen)
Lineage: Eukaryota; Rhodophyta; Florideophyceae; Gigartinales; Gigartinaceae
Exons: 2
Coding region: 1-945 (314 amino acids)
Source: RefSeq, a predicted model, not a curated record